AUGUCCGGUCACAGCCGCAAGGAACACGAGCUUGAGAUCGAGCUCGAGGCUAGCACCGUUCUCGAACAAGGCCGACGCAUCAUGGCCCACGAACCGCACAAAUACCCAGAGCUCAUCGAAUCCUUUGUCGACAAUAUCCGACUCCUCUCCCGCAAGACUGGCGAGUUUGUCGGCGAGAGGCGGUAG
Molecule: messenger RNA, 186 nt
Organism: Parascedosporium putredinis
Lineage: Eukaryota; Fungi; Ascomycota; Sordariomycetes; Microascales; Microascaceae
Source: the annotation of a GenBank genome assembly